Molecule: messenger RNA, 1521 nt
Organism: Candidula unifasciata
Lineage: Eukaryota; Metazoa; Mollusca; Gastropoda; Stylommatophora; Geomitridae
Source: the annotation of a GenBank genome assembly
AUGCUCUUCCACAGGAACUAUCUGGCUGGGAUCCGAAACGACAGUGAGGUCCACAAAAGGCCUCAGGUGCUCACGCCGGAGAGUCUGAAUCUGGAUGUGGUCAUACUGGGUCUCGACUCCACGUCACACUUGGCCUGGCAGCGACAUUUGCCCAAGUCCAGGGACUACUUCGUCAAUGUUCUCAAUGGUACAGAGAUGGAGGUUUGUUCUAUUUUUUGUUUUGUUUUUGGUAUCAGUAUAGAGCACCACUACUUCCUUUUUUUUAAAAUCCCACGGCACCCCGGCCGCCAUCAUGCCAAUCUUGCUCUCUCCGCCUCUGCACUCACUCUCGGGGAUAUCUGGACGACUCCCUCUCUGGAAUCCCUCAAGGCUGCGGGAUACGCCACAACCUGGGCCGAGGACGAUGCUGAGCUAGGAACCUUCCAAUACAGACUGCUGGGUAAGUGUUUCAACAACCAACCGACCGACCACUAUUUCCGCUACUUCUGUGUGGCUGCGGAGCCUCACUACGGGGAUUUCCCCAGACACUGUCAGGGUUCGAGACCUCGGCAUUCAGUGGUGCUCGACUAUAUGUACCAGACGUUCCAGAUGUACCCGCAGCAGAGGAAGUGGAUGUUCUCCUUCCAGUCGCAGCUGUCUCACAAGGACAACAACCUGCUGUCAUAUAUGGACGAUGACCUACUGGAGUACCUACAGACCAUCCACCGAGAGAAGUACCUGGACAACGCCGUCUUUAUCAUGCUGGCUGACCAUGGCGGCAGGUUCAGCAAGGUCAGGGCCACGGAACAAGGCAAGCAGGAGGAACGACUGCCCUACUUUGGCAUUAGAUUCCCUGAAUGGUUCCACGAGAAAUACCCGCAGAUCAUCCGAAACAUUAAAACCAACUCACAGAGGCUGACCACCCCUUUCGACGUGCACGAGACCUUGAUGGAGAUACUGCACUACAAGGACGGCGGGAUGGCUGAUAUAAGCAAGAGGGGUGUCAGCAUGUUUCACGAGAUCCCAGCAGAGAGGGACUGCGAAAGUGCUCAGAUUGACCCCCAUUGGUGCUCAUGCCUGGACUGGAAGAGCGAGGAUGUCAACAGUCCAGCCGUCACGGAGGUAGUCUCUAAGAUCGUCGAGACCUUCAACAACUUCACGGCUGGCUACCGGGACGAGUGCGCGCUGCUACGACUCGACAAGGUUAUAUCCGCCUCCUCACUCAAGGCCAAGGAUGCUGUGCUGAAGUUCAAGGACACCAACGAUGGCGGUCGGGGCCGGUUUGGGGUGAUGACAGACACGACUAAAGCGUCCAGGGUUCUCUACCAGGUGACUCUGGUGACCCAACCUGGAGCUGGCCGGUUCGAAGUGACCGUCUCACUAGACAUCAGGAAGUCGCAGUUAUCCAUAGACCCCAAGGAAAUCAGCAGAACCAACGUCUACGGCAAGGCCCCACACUGUGUGGAGAAGAAAGACGCGUUUCUCAGACCCUAUUGUUACUGCAAGGAUUUGUUGGACAGUAGCCCCCAGCCUGGUCCGUAG